UCACACCCAGCGCAGUUUACCCCUCGGCUAUGUGAGCGUGCCUGUCCCAGCUGUAAAACCGGGGUUUCGGCUAUCCUUGUUGCUUCAUUUUUCACGUACUAUUAACACGUUAAGCGCCCAGCCUGUUUUGUCUUCUGGACGGAAAGUAUAGUGUCAGUCACCGGUGACUGACUGUAAUUAUGUAAUUACAAUGACAACGGCCACAAACAGGCUUGCCUCCAAGGAAGUUUCCAGAAGUCUCAGCUCAAGGCUGUCCGCUCCUCCGCAGCCAUGCUGCUCUCUCAAAACGCUUCCAACGUUUGGCAAUCGAGGCAGGAAAAAUAGGGUCUAGGCAGCGAAGCUUUAGCCGAGUAGGUCUCAGCUGCGAGAGGAAUCCUUGCUCACAUCUCUGAGAAUCCGGAGGUGGCCUCCACCGGACCCAAAGGCCCCUGGGGGUGCCAGCCCUCACCCGUUUCCCCAGGAGGCACGGAGCCCAGAGACCCUCUUCACGUCAGAGUCUACCAGCUGCAUGGGGCCUGUGGUUCUCGGAGAUGGCCCAGCGGGUGGACCCGGGGGUGGGCACGGGGCGGGUGUGGACAGCAGCGCCUGGGGCAGGGCCUGGAGAGGCCGUGCACUCAGUGCCUCUGUCCCCUUCACAGGUCCACAUGGAUCCACUGCUAACAGACCAGAGGCGCCUCUGGAAGGAAGAGUUCUGGCAGAACCCCUGGGACCAGGGGGGCCUGGCUGUCAUCAGCAUAUUCGUCAUCACCGUCCUGCUUCUCAUGCUGUUCGCCAUUGUGUUUGGGGCACUCCCUCCGUCUGAGAAGGUCGACCAGUCUGAAGAGUCAUGACCUGACUUUCGGGGGGGCCAGGGGGCCAC
Messenger RNA from Myotis davidii, 859 nucleotides. RefSeq names its product small integral membrane protein 6 (gene ERLN). The transcript has 2 exons. Lineage: Eukaryota; Metazoa; Chordata; Mammalia; Chiroptera; Vespertilionidae. The record is from RefSeq and is a predicted model, not a curated record. The coding region runs from base 531 to 830 and encodes 99 amino acids.